Mustela lutreola (European mink) is the source of this 1182-nucleotide messenger RNA. Its product is annotated as olfactory receptor-like protein OLF4. The transcript is spliced from 3 exons. Gene Ontology annotation, biological process: G protein-coupled receptor signaling pathway. Lineage: Eukaryota; Metazoa; Chordata; Mammalia; Carnivora; Mustelidae. Gene Ontology annotation, cellular component: membrane. The record is from RefSeq and is a predicted model, not a curated record. Gene Ontology annotation, molecular function: G protein-coupled receptor activity; olfactory receptor activity. The coding region runs from base 1 to 1182 and encodes 393 amino acids.
AUGGAGCCAGUCAAUGAUACACAAAUUUCAGCAUUUCUUCUUCUGGGAUUUUCAAAAGAGCCAGAACAGCAGCCCCUCAUAUUUGGGCUUUUCCUCUCCAUGUACCUGAUCACUGUGUUUGGAAACCUGCUCCUCAUCCUGGCUGUUGGUUCUGACUCUCACCUCCACACCCCCAUGUACUUCUUCCUUACCAACCUGUCCUUUGUAGACAUCUGUUUCACCACCACUACCAUCCCCAAGAUGCUAUGGAAUAUUCAGACUAAGAGCCAAGUCAUAACAUAUGCAGGCUGCAUUACUCAGAUGUACUUUUUCACACUCUUUGCUGUGUUGGAUGUCCUUCUCUUGAGUAUGAUGGCUUAUGACCGCUUUGUGGCCAUCUGUCACCCCCUUCACUACAUGGUCAUCAUGAAUCCCCUGCUCUGUGGACUGCUGUUUCUGGUGUCCUGGAUCAUCAGUGUCUUGCAUUCCCUGUUACACACUUCCAUGGUGUUGCAGCUGUCUUUCUGUACAGAGGUCGAAAUCCCCCAUUUUUUCUGUGAACUCAAUCAAAUGAUACAACUUGCUUCUUCUGACACCUUUCUCAAUAACAUGGUAAUGUAUUUUGCAGCUAUGUUGCUGGGUGGUGGUUCCUUUCUUGGGAUCCUUUACUCUUACUCUAAGAUUGUCUCUUCUAUAUGUGAAAUAUCCUCAGCUCAGGGCAAGUAUAAAGCAUUUUCCACUUGCGCAUCUCACAUAUCAGUUGUCUCCUUAUUUUAUUUUACGAGCCUAGGAGCGUACUUUAGUUCUGCUGCUACCCAGAGCCCCCACUCAAUUGCAAUAGCCUCAGUGAUGUAUGCAGUGGUCACACCCAUGCUGAACCCCUUCAUCUACAGCCUGAGGAACAAAGACAUAAAGAAGGCUUUGAUUAGAAUAAUUGGGAUUCCAGAAGAAGAAGAAAGUGAGAGGGGAGCAAAAGGUAUACUGGAGAGAAUUAUUGGGGAGAAUUUCCCCAAUAUGGCAAAGGGAACGAGCAUCAAAAUUCAGGAGGUUCAGAGAAUGCCCCUCAAAAUCAAUAAGAAUAGGACCACAUCCCGCCAUGUGGUGAUCUGUGAAAGAUUAAUUACUACUGUUAAAACCAUGGUGAAACGACAGCAGCAGCAUAUCCACAAGGAAUUAGAAUUGUACAUGAAACUUUUGAUUUAA